AUGGGUUUGUCUGCGUCCUCCCCAGCUGCGGCAGGUCAGUCGCUGAGUGCAUCCGAGCAACAUCAGCCGGCGUCGCCACCUUCAGAAUGUUCUAUGCAUCAGGAAAAAAUGAGCGGUUGUCCAAUGCACAUGAAGACUCCUGAUCAUGGAACUGAGAACACAGACGAUGUUCCUGCACAUCAAGAAAGGGCUUAUGAAUUUGUAGAAUGUCCAGUGAAGUCUGGUUCAUCUCAAAUGAAAGAUGACAUAGAUCCUAGCAAUAUGAUGCCUCCUCCCAAUCAGCAGCCGUCCCCUGGCCAGCCAUUUCCAUUGUCAACUGUUAGAGAAGAAUCUUCAAUUCCUAGAGCACACUCUGACAAGAAAUGGGUCUAUCCUUCAGAGCAAAUGUUCUGGAACGCUAUGCUAAGAAAAGGGUGGAGGUGGAAAGACGAUGACAUAACAGGGGAAGAUAUGACCAACAUUAUUAAGAUUCACAACCAAAAUAAUGAACAAGCUUGGAAGGAGAUUUUGAAGUGGGAAGCGCUUCAUGCUGUGGAAUGUCCGUGUGGACCAUCGCUGAUGCGGUUUGGAGGCAAAGCAAAGGAAUAUUCACCAAGAGCCAGAAUACGUUCAUGGAUGGGAUAUGAACUUCCCUUUGACAGACAUGACUGGAUUGUUGACCGAUGUGGAAAAGAAGGGCGGGAUGUUAUCGAUUACUAUGAUGGUGGAGCAGUAGAUAAGAACUACCAGUUCACUAUCCUGGACGUUCGCCCCGCGUUUGACUCUCUCUCGGCUGUGUGGGACAGAAUGAAGGUAGCUUGGUGGCGGUGGACCUCGUAACAACUCCUGUGGUGUGCAGGCAAAAAGCAGACCACUU
This is a messenger RNA of Apaloderma vittatum (bar-tailed trogon), 856 nucleotides long. Its product is annotated as cytochrome c-type heme lyase. The record is from RefSeq and is a predicted model, not a curated record. The transcript has 6 exons. Gene Ontology annotation, biological process: cytochrome c-heme linkage. The coding region runs from base 1 to 819 and encodes 272 amino acids. Lineage: Eukaryota; Metazoa; Chordata; Aves; Trogoniformes; Trogonidae. Gene Ontology annotation, cellular component: mitochondrion. Gene Ontology annotation, molecular function: holocytochrome-c synthase activity.